AUGGCAGCUCGUUGUUGCUUCAAUUCAGCUCCUCAAGGAAUGGAACCAAUUGACGAAGAAGUUGAAUUUGAUAUUGGUUUUGAGGUUAAUAGCAGUGAGACCGAUGCUGCUGAUGAUGUUGAUGUUUCAAUCAAUGGUAAAACUGACACAACUGGCACACAAGAAGGUGAUGAAGCAUCUCCUGCAAACAAAGGGGUGUGA
Oldenlandia corymbosa var. corymbosa is the source of this 201-nucleotide messenger RNA. NCBI's taxonomy places the organism in Eukaryota, Viridiplantae, Streptophyta, Magnoliopsida, Gentianales, Rubiaceae. The record is from the annotation of a GenBank genome assembly.